Messenger RNA from Sorghum bicolor (sorghum), 2260 nucleotides. Its product is annotated as aspartic proteinase nepenthesin-1. The record is from RefSeq and is a predicted model, not a curated record. The transcript is spliced from 3 exons. Gene Ontology annotation, molecular function: aspartic-type endopeptidase activity. Bases 512 to 1882 code for a protein of 456 amino acids. Gene Ontology annotation, cellular component: extracellular region. Gene Ontology annotation, biological process: proteolysis. Lineage: Eukaryota; Viridiplantae; Streptophyta; Magnoliopsida; Poales; Poaceae.
UUAGUGCUCAUCCACUCACUCAUACCCAAUUAACCUGAAGAUGCCAUGUCCACUCAUUUUACUCGAGCGAAUGAUCAUCCCAUGAUUUGCCCCGCGCCAACGCCAGGGAUCGGAAUCGCCUCUCAGGAGCCCGGCAGCAUAUCUCGGGUCGGCCCUCUUUUCACCUGCAGCCACAUACGUGCAUUCUCCUCAAAAUUCGGCGGUCACGUCAAGAGUUGUAGCCAUGCUCUGGGUGCCCCAAGAGCACUCGAUCCCCGACUUAUUCGGUGCCUAGACCACCGUCGGCAAACGAAUUUUGUGAAGCUUUAUGGUCAAUCCUGCCCGUUGCUUUGGUUCCCAACUUGCCUCGAUGCGUUUGCAUCAAGACGGUGCAAGAAUAUAUAUUGUGUGCGAUCCGUGUGUGCGGAAUAUAAUCACCUCGCGCAUAUAUAGUCACACCGAUCUAGAGGAGCCAUGGUGUGCAAGUGCAAGCAAGCUAAUAGGGCAUCAUUAGAGAGAGCACAACAAAAACAUGGAGCAAAGAUUGGUAGUGCUGGUGCUUGCGAUAGCGUCGUUGUACUACGCUUGCCCGGUGGCAUCAGCAGCGUUCGUGGGGGACGACGACGUCCGUGUCGCGCUAAAGCAUGUCGACGCAGGGAAGCAGCUGUCCAGGUCCGAGCUGAUCCGGCGCGCCAUGCAGCGGAGCAAGGCGAGGGCGGCCGCGCUCUCCGCGGUGAGGAACCGCGCCGCCAGCGCCCGCUUCUCUGGCAAGAACGACGAUCAGCGAACGACGCCGCCGACCGGCGUGUCCGUGCGCCCGUCGGGGGACCUCGAGUACGUCGUCGACCUCGCCAUCGGCACGCCCCCGCAGCCCGUCUCGGCGCUGCUCGACACCGGCAGCGACCUCAUCUGGACGCAGUGCGCGCCGUGCGCCAGCUGCCUUGCGCAGCCGGACCCGCUGUUCGCGCCGGGGGAGUCGGCGUCGUACGAGCCCAUGCGGUGCGCCGGGCAGCUCUGCUCCGACAUUCUGCACCACGGCUGCGAGAUGCCGGACACGUGCACCUACCGCUACAACUACGGCGACGGCACGAUGACCAUGGGCGUCUACGCCACGGAGCGCUUCACCUUCACGUCGUCGGGCGGCGAUAGGCUCAUGACCGUCCCGCUCGGUUUCGGCUGCGGCUCCAUGAACGUCGGCAGCCUGAACAACGGCUCCGGCAUCGUGGGCUUCGGCCGGAACCCGCUCUCGCUGGUGUCGCAGCUCUCCAUCCGCCGCUUCUCCUACUGCCUCACGUCCUACGGCAGCGGCAGGAAGAGCACCCUCCUGUUCGGGUCCCUGUCCGGUGGAGUCUACGGCGACGCCACCGGCCCCGUGCAGACCACGCCGCUCCUCCAGAGCCUCCAGAACCCGACCUUCUACUACGUCCACCUCGCGGGCCUGACAGUCGGCGCCAGACGGCUGCGGAUACCGGAGUCGGCGUUCGCGCUCCGGCCCGAUGGAUCGGGCGGCGUGAUCGUCGACUCCGGCACCGCGCUCACGCUGCUACCGGGCGCGGUGCUCGCGGAGGUGGUGCGGGCGUUCCGCCAGCAGCUGAGGCUCCCGUUCGCGAACGGCGGCAACCCCGAAGACGGCGUGUGCUUCCUGGUGCCAGCGGCCUGGCGGCGCUCGUCGUCGACGUCACAGGUGCCGGUCCCAAGGAUGGUGUUCCAUUUCCAGGACGCGGACCUCGACCUGCCGCGGCGAAACUACGUCCUGGACGACCACAGGAAGGGCCGCCUGUGCCUCCUCCUGGCGGACUCCGGCGAUGAUGGCUCGACGAUUGGCAACCUGGUGCAGCAGGACAUGCGCGUGCUCUACGAUUUGGAGGCAGAGACCUUGUCGUUCGCUCCGGCACAAUGCUGACACGCGUAUUAUUAACCAUGCAAAUGCACGUCAAGCAUACUGCGUCGCGCUUGUUCGCAACAAAUAACAAGGGUUGUAAUAAAGAUCAUGUUGUUUUAGAUGAAUAAUGAAUAUGAUCUGGUUCCAAGAAAAACGCAAGGGAAGGAGAAAUGUGCUUUUUCUGCAAUGAAAAUGAAACAAUAGCAUAUCUGUCCUUCAAUAGGCUAGCUAGGACCCAGGAGCCUAGGACCGAAGUUUUGAAGUGGAUUGGUGCCUUUCCCUUACGGCUCAGGCAUGGAUGACAGUCAUGACUUUUCCUUUUUAUUUCCACUCGUUCGUUUGUUUUAUAAGUCAUACUAUUUCAGUCAACAAUACUUUCGGCUAUAGUUUUUCAACGAA